GACUUUGACAGGCAUCAAACUGACAAAAAGACGUUAAAACAUGUGUGGUACCACAAUUGUUGAAACUUUAGACAAUCGUUAUUAAAAAAAUCAAGAUCUUUCCUAGUACUGAAUUCGAAAACUAGAGCCACUGAUUUGACUACCCCAUAAACCAUAGUUGCUACACGUAGUACUUCAAUAAUCUAAUCUCUAGCGACGUACUUCAAAACAUCCACAAUUACAACAAGAGUACCACAGCACCACGAUGCUUCCACCAACCCAUUUGAUUUUCCUAACUUUGGCUUCAGUUAAAUGCGCCACGAGUGAGCCUACAUGCUUCGAUCAAACCGCGCGUUUCCCCUUUUCCGACGACUCGACGAAGUACUGGGAGUGCCUCAACGGCGUUCAAACCCUGCGGUACUGCCCCCAGAAGCACCACUUCGACCACGUUUCGCAAACUUGCCGAGUCCUCGACGAUUUUCCGGUUCUUGACGAUGUGGAGUGCAGCCCAGACAAUGUCGACUUUUUGCCGCACCCGUCUGACUGCACUAAGUACGUGUGGUGCUAUUAUGGUACUCCGUAUGUUAUAGACUGUCAAGACGGGUUGUGGUUCAGUCCUAGCGAGAAGCGGUGUGUCCAGCCGGUGUCUUCUGGGUGCGCGACGACGACGGUACCACCCUGGACUACUCCAGACGGGAGUGUGUGCGAGGACGUUCCAGAAGGGGAGAUUGUUCUGAAGAGGUGCACUUGUGGUUGUUUGUACUUUUGGGAGUGCCAGGGGAAGAAGGCGACGCUUAAAGAGUGUGAAUUUAAGUUGUACUUUGUGGAAGAGAGGCAGCUGUGUGCUGGAUUGGUUGAUUGUCGAGACGAAACGAGGACACCGUUCCCUUGGACUACUACAUUUCCUACGACUAUAGUAUCUAGACCAGACUAUAAUGACCCAAGAUGCUAUGGAUACGACGACGUAUAUUUCCCCCACCCAGACUGUACCAAAUUCACCCACUGUGAAAUAGGAUGGGGCCGUGUCUGGAACUGUCCCAGUGGUCUCUAUUUUAACGCAGACUUACUAAAAUGCGGACCAUAUUCAGAAUCGUCGUGUGCAAAUUUCACCACUCUAUCAGUACCAACAGCAACAACAACAGCAACAACUGGAGACCCUAGAUGCAACCCAGACGGUACUCUAGAUCUACUACCAGACCCGACGGAUUGCACCAAGUACAUAGAAUGCUACGAAGGCAACUCCUACUUGUUGAGUUGUCCAAGUGGUUUGUGGUUCAGCGCGGACAAAAAAAUAUGCGUCCCACAGGAAGAGGCAGACUGCAUUGCGUCCACUACUGUCGCAUCGACGCCGUCAAACUAUGACCCAAAAUGCAAAGACAAAGAAGGUUUACUGUUGGCACACCCCAAAAGCUGCCACAAAUUUCUAGAAUGUUAUACCAGUGGUACUUUCGAGAGAACUUGUCCUUCAGGUUUACACUUCGAUGGGGAAAACGGACGCUGCGUUUCGCCCAAAAUUUCAACCUGUGUGACAGAGUAGUUGUAUUUGAAUCAUGUAGCAUAAUAAAGUAGUACUGACUUGUAAUCAAA
Messenger RNA from Zophobas morio, 1566 nucleotides. RefSeq lists its product as uncharacterized. The record is from RefSeq and is a predicted model, not a curated record. Gene Ontology annotation, cellular component: extracellular region. Gene Ontology annotation, molecular function: chitin binding. NCBI's taxonomy places the organism in Eukaryota, Metazoa, Arthropoda, Insecta, Coleoptera, Tenebrionidae. The coding region runs from base 245 to 1516 and encodes 423 amino acids. The transcript has 7 exons.